CACAAGGGGGUGGACGAACAUGAAGUCCACCCUGCCACCCAAGCCACCAUAGAUCUCACCGCGGGCGCCGUUGGGGGGUGCAGCAUGUGUGCUGACUGGGCAGCCUUUCGACACCAUGAAAGUAAAGAUGCAGACAUUCCCCAAUCUGUACAAGGGCCUCACCGACUGCUUCCUAAAGACGUACAACCAAGUGGGCUUCCAGGGCUUAUACAGGGGAACCAGUCCUGCACUGCUAGCCUACGUUGCCCAGAACUCUGUCCUAUUCAUGUGCUAUGGCUUUUGUCAACAGUUUGUCAGGAAAGUGGCUAGGGUGGACCAGAGUGCAGAGCUGAACGACUUUCAGACUGCUACUGCUGGGUCACUGGCCUCUGCAUUUGCUUCUCUGGCCCUCUGCCCCACUGAGCUCGUUAAGUGCCGGCUGCAGACCAUGUAUGAAAUGAAGAUGUCAGGGAAGAUAGCGCAAAGCUAUAACACAAUUUGGUCUAUGGUUCAGAGUAUCCUCAUGAAGGAGGGCCUCUUAGGCUUCUAUCGCGGACUCCCCACCACUCUAGUCCAGGAAGUACCUGGCUAUUUCUUCUUCUUUGGGGGCUAUGAAUUCAGUCGAUCGUUUUUUGCAUCAGGGAGACCAAAGGAUGAACUAGGCCCUGUCCCUUUGAUGCUAAGUGGAGGCUUUGCUGGGAUCUGCUUCUGGCUUACCAUAUUCCCAGUGGACUGUAUUAAAUCCAGAAUCCAGGUUCUUUCUAUGUCUGGGCAGUCAGCAGGAUUAAUCCCAACCUUUGUAAAUGUUGUGAGAAAUGAAGGGAUAUUAGCCUUGUAUUCUGGAAUGAAAGCCACUAUGAUUCGAGCCAUCCCUUCCAAUGCUGCUCUAUUUUUGGCCUAUGAAUACAGCAGGAAAUUGAUGAUGAGCAUGGUGAAGAAUGCUGAAGAGUCUUUUUGA
Phodopus roborovskii (desert hamster) is the source of this 937-nucleotide messenger RNA. RefSeq names its product mitochondrial ornithine transporter 2. The transcript has a single exon. The record is from RefSeq and is a predicted model, not a curated record. NCBI's taxonomy places the organism in Eukaryota, Metazoa, Chordata, Mammalia, Rodentia, Cricetidae. Gene Ontology annotation, biological process: mitochondrial L-ornithine transmembrane transport. Gene Ontology annotation, molecular function: L-ornithine transmembrane transporter activity. The coding region runs from base 116 to 937 and encodes 273 amino acids.